UUGCGCUCACUUGGACUGAUAUUAUUACAGGACUUCGUGGAAUCAUUCGCUUCGGGAGUUAAAGUGGUAGUUCCCCACCUCGCUUGCCUUCUGCUCUUUGCGAAGCGCCCAUCUACCGUGUUGAGAUCAUUCUUUGCAUCGUGUUUUUUUUCUCCGAGAUUAUUCCAUAUAUUCACCCGCUCAAAAGUAGAUCUCUGGAUACGCGCUGGUUUUGUGGAACCUAAACACCAAGCUCUAUCAACAUUUCACUUCGAUUUUUGGAUGCACCGAUGAGAGAUCCAGUUUUCACAGGGACUGCCAUGGCUUAUCACCCCUUCCACGCUCAUCGGCCGACCGACUUCCAAAUGUCAGCUUUCCUAGCCGCUCAGCCCUCGUUCUUCCCUGCGCUGGCGCUGCCUCCCGGGGCUCUCACUAAGCCCAUGCAGGAUCAUACCCUCGCCGGAGUCGCGGAGGCAGGUCUCCAUCCGGUUCUGAGUCACCACCACCAGGCAGCUCAUCUGCGUAGCUUAAAGAGCCUAGAGCCGGAGGAAGAAGUCGAGGACGACCCAAAAGUGACAUUGGAGGCCAAGGAUCUGUGGGACCAGUUCCAUAAAGUAGAAACCGAAAUGGUUAUUACGAAAUCUGGCAGGAGGAUGUUCCCACCUUUUAAAGUUAGAAUAAAUGGUCUUGAUAAAAAGGCCAAAUAUAUAUUACUAAUGGAUAUAGUUGCUGCCGACGACUGCCGCUACAAAUUCCACAAUUCUCGCUGGAUGGUAGCGGGAAAGGCCGACCCGGAGAUGCCCAAGCGAAUGUACAUCCACCCGGACAGUCCAGCCACGGGAGAGCAGUGGAUGGCCAAGCCUGUUGCUUUUCAUAAACUCAAGCUGACCAACAAUAUAUCGGACAAGCAUGGAUUUGGUCAAGUGGGCUUGUUGAAUGAGACAUUGGCCGGGUACAGUGGAUUAGCAAUCCGUGCUCUGCCUCACCUGACUAUUUUGAAUUCCAUGCAUAAAUACCAGCCAAGGUUUCAUAUUGUGAGAGCCAACGACAUUCUGAAGCUACCCUACAGUACUUUCAGGACAUACGUAUUCCCUGAAACAGAAUUCAUUGCUGUCACCGCCUAUCAGAAUGACAAGAUAACGCAACUGAAGAUUGAUAAUAAUCCUUUCGCAAAAGGGUUUAGAGACACGGGGAAUGGACGGAGAGAAAAGAGGAAACAACUGACCCUUCCAUCACUGCGUAUGUACGAAGAUCAAUGCAAAGUAGACCGAGAUGGCGGCGAUUCUGAUGCGUCCUCCAGUGAGCCUACCACGGGAAGAGACGGUGGUCAUUCCCCAAUCGGACCGGUGUCUAGUCCCCUGAGGUUCAGUCGAAGCAGUCGGGAUGAGAAAACAUGCUCUGACAGUGAGCCCGAACUUGACCAUUCUGAUGACCGUGGAGCUGCAUCAACCAGCCCAGGACCUGAGCCCCGAUCGCCAUUUAGUCCGAGAUGUGAUGACCGGGUCAAAGAGAGGCCUACCGUGGAAAAGAAAGACGACUAUCAAGACUCCAAAAAAUCCAGCGAUUCGAUCUUCAGCAUCCGAAACUUGGAGAAAGACAAGACGGAGAGCAGGCAGAGGAAGGAUACAGAGCCUUCUAAAAAAGACUCGGAUAAUGCCGUCUUGAGCGGGAGCAAGGAGGGCUUUUCCCCGUUGAUGGUUCAGACUGAGAGUCCCUCUCACUUUAGCGCCAGCCAUUUACAAAGCCUGGCCCUCUCUGGCCUACAUAGUCAACAGUUCUUUAACCCACUGAACACCGGACAACCUCUACUUUUCCACCCUGGACAGUUUGCUAUGGGACCUGGCGCUUUUUCAGCUAUGGGCAUGGGGCAUCUAUUGGCUUCGGUUUCCGGAGCAAGUGGCUUGGAUAACGGUCUGUCAGGGCAAAGCACUGGGAAUACGCCGAACCCCUUUCCAUUUCACCUGUCGCAGCACAUGCUCGCCUCACAGGGAAUUCCGAUGCCAACCUUUGGGGGCCUCUUCCCAUAUCCGUACACCUACAUGGCUGCGGCGGCGGCCGCGGCCUCUGCCCUGCCUGCGAGCAGUGUGGCCUCCUCACUCUCUAGGAAUCCCUUCCUUACCAGCUCCCGGCCUCGCCUGCGAUUCAACCCUUACCAGCUCCCGGUGACCAUUCCUCAAAGCACAAACCUGCUGACCACUGGAUUGCCAAGUGGCCUGAACCCGUCAUCUGAAUCUUCUAAAUCUGGCAGCAGGGAGGCGAGUCCUGUACCUGAACAUAACCACAAAGCUGGAGCUAGCCAGAGAAACGGCUCACCGAAAUCAUCCCUGAAGGAAUCUAUUAAUGAACUCCAGAAUAUUCAGAGACUGGUUAGUGGCCUGGAGAGCCAGAGGGAGGCAUCCCCGACUCGAGAUUCUCCCAAGUGACCAGGCGACAUCCCUGCAACUUUUCACUGCAUUACCUGACAUUACUGGGGACGUUAGAUAUGGUUAUUUCUAAGUGAACAUAUCCCUUUACCUAAGGACGGAUUGAGUAAAUAUUCUGUGCCCGUAAAACAAAACAAAAAAUCACAUUACACUCAUAUGUACAACCAAAAGAAUAUAUCGGUCCAUAGGAGAAUAGACAACUUGAUGUUCUAGGGGAGAAAACUCGACCGGGUAUAGGGAAUGCUGCGAAGACAAUCUACAACUAAUCAUAUAUUUCAUGUAGAGCAUGUUGAUAAGACCUCGGCAACAUUCGAAGGAGGUCGAACAAUUUAUGAGGAGAUGGACAGAGUACAAGUCACAAGUACUCGAGGAGAGAGAUAUGCUUUCGUUUGUGUAAGAGCAUGUCGGCGAUGUCUACUGGACCUCAAAUUAUUGCUUUUGGCAGAGGAGUAGCGGUUCAACAUCAGGGAGGCCCAUGGACUCAAAACAAAACAAGCUAUGUCCAAAUAAUGAAAUCUAUUUCAAAAGGGAUUGGAAUGACACUCUGCAAUUCAAGAAAAUUAGUUUGACCCGUUUUCAAUAGACUAGCUGACGGACAAUUGUAUCUUAACUAUUUAUGUAAUUAAAAAAUAAUUCUGUACAUAAGCUAUAAGGAUCCAAGAAUAUGCAAAUUGGUAUUAAUUUAUUCAAAGCUGUACAUUGGCGUGUAUAUAAUAUUUAGAAUUUAACUCGUUACGUUUUUUUUUUCAUUUUACAUUGAACGUAUAUUGUAAAUGAAAGCUAUUUAGCGCUUGUUGGUUUGAAACAGAAACAGUGUUUCUAUCUGUGAGUCGUUGCUGUUUAAUCUGCCUGUGACACGUGAAGGAAAACGUGUGCCAUCAUUGCAUAGUAGCAAUUGCUGAAAUUAAAAACAGAAACACACUUAUCACUGGGGGAUGAGUUCCCCAUCUCUGAUACCGGACUGUUGUUAAGGUAGAAAACCUCAGGUUCAUUCACUCCAACACAGAAGAGACUAUUACAUUCCUCUUCAAGAACUGGGUAUAUACACAAGUAUCCCCCUUCGCUGAUUGUCCGGGAAUUUUUUUUAUUCUCUCACAAUUUCAAUAAAAAAAACAAUGUGUUGAAA
Messenger RNA from Clupea harengus (Atlantic herring), 3528 nucleotides. It is a transcript of the gene tbx2b, whose product is annotated as T-box transcription factor 2b. NCBI's taxonomy places the organism in Eukaryota, Metazoa, Chordata, Actinopteri, Clupeiformes, Clupeidae. Gene Ontology annotation, biological process: positive regulation of DNA-templated transcription; cell fate specification; regulation of transcription by RNA polymerase II. Gene Ontology annotation, molecular function: RNA polymerase II cis-regulatory region sequence-specific DNA binding; DNA-binding transcription factor activity, RNA polymerase II-specific. Gene Ontology annotation, cellular component: nucleus; chromatin. The record is from RefSeq and is a predicted model, not a curated record.